AGGGUUUAAGGAAGGAGGCGGAGAGAAGAACGGAAAACGCCUCAAAGAGCAAAGCUCACACUGAGACUCGGUGCUUACUAGUGUCGAUAGAAACUAAUAAUCGAUGGGGAAGAAGAUGAAUAGAGAUCAAAAUACAGAACUCUCAGAUUCCUCUCGGAUUUGGGCCUCCAAGUUCCUCAAGGAGUUUCGCGCCUCCGGGAGAGAUUCUCACACAUUUGAUAACAGUCUCACGAACGACGUACGUGGCAUUAUCCAUCAGAUGUGCCGGAAGAUGGGUAUCCGAUCGAAAAGUUCCGGGAAAGGGGAUCAAAGGCGUCUUACGAUUUUCAAACGUGCACCUCGCCCCUCUUCAGUUUCCGGGAGUGAGAAGAAGAAGCUCAAGCGUGUCUCGUUUCCACCGGAGGCGGAACCUAUUCUUCAGGAUUUGUUUACUCGCUAUCCGCCUUGUGACGGAGAUACUAGAGCGACGUCACUGGGCGUAUAUACUGGACAUUUCGGGAGACAACGCAAGUGGAAAGAUGACUUCUUUGGCAAACCUCAGAUGAACAAAGAUGAUGUUCGAAACAAGGCGGCGUCUCUGAGUUCUAGAUUGGCAAACGACAAAGAUUUUCGGGAGAUCUUUGGAGCACGAACCAAGCUUCCCAUCGCAUCCUUUAGAGAGGCCAUCACAUCUGCAGUGGAAUCUAAUCAGGUUGUUCUUAUUGCUGGUGAAACUGGUUGUGGCAAAACUACUCAGGUGCCUCAAUAUCUUCUAGACCAUAUGUGGUAUAGUAAGCGAGAAUCUUGCAAAAUCAUUUGCACCCAACCACGUCGUAUCUCAGCUAUUUCAGUUUCUGAACGAAUUUCUUGGGAAAGAGGUGAAUCUAUAGGGAACAACGUCGGCUACAAGGUGCGGCUGAACAGCAAAGGUGGAAGACAGUCAUCAGUUGUUUUCUGUACGAAUGGCAUUCUGUUGAGGGUGCUUGUAGGCAAAGGCGGUGGUAGCUGUGUUCCUGAUAUAACUCACAUUAUUGUGGAUGAAAUUCAUGAAAGGGAUUGCUACUCUGAUUUCAUGUUGGCCAUUAUAAGGGACUUCCUUCCUUCAAAUCCUCAUCUCCGACUGAUUCUAAUGAGUGCUACUCUUGAUGCCGAGAGGUUUUCUGAAUAUUUCGGAGGUUGUCCGGUUGUCCAAGUGCCUGGAUUCACUUAUCCAGUGAGAACCUUUUAUCUGGAAGAUGUGCUCUCUGUCCUGAAAUCAGAGAAGAAUCAUCAUCUAAUUUCUGACGACUCGAGCAUACCAGAUGUCAAGCGUGAUAUUAAAGAUGAAGAUGAAGUUGCUUUAGACGAAGCAAUUGAAAUGGCGUGGACAAAUGACGAGUUUGAAGCUCUCUUAGAUCUGGUUUCCUCCGAAGGAAGUCAUGAGGUUUACAAUUACAGGCAAUCAUCAACCUGGCUAACACCACUUAUGGUCUUUGCUGGAAAGGGCAGGGUUAACAAUGUCUGUAAGCUCCUCGCACUUGGCGCUGACUGUAAGUUGAAGUCCAAGGAAGGUAUGACAGCACUAGAAUUGGCCGAAAAAGAGAAGCAAUUUGAAGCUGCUCAAAUAAUCAGGGAACAUACCGAUAACGUCCAGUCCAAUUCUCAGCAAGAACAAGUCUUACUUGAUAAGUAUAUGGCGACAAUCAAUCCAGAAGAAGUAGACGUGGGUCUUAUAGUGAAUUUAAUGAGGAAAUUAUGCCGCGACUCAGAAGCUGGUGCCGUUCUUGUUUUUCUACCUGGGUGGGAGGAAAUAAGUAAAACGAAAGAGAGAUUGCUUGCUAAUCCUUAUUUUGCAGAUAGUGCUAAAUACAACAUCAUAUGUCUACACUCAAGGGUUCCGGUAGAGGAACAGAAGAGAGUUUUUAAACGUCCCCCUCAAGGUUGUCGCAAAAUCGUGCUUGCAACAAAUAUUGCUGAAUCAGCAGUCACUAUCGAUGAUGUGGUUUAUGUGAUAGAUAGUGGGCGGAUGAAGGAAAAGAGCUAUGAUCCUUAUAAUGACGUGUCAACGCUAGAAUCUUCUUGGGUUUCAAAAGCGAAUGCAAAACAGCGGGAGGGUCGAGCAGGCCGGUGCCAACCUGGAAUUUGUUAUCAUCUCUAUUCUAAACUUCGGGCAGCCUCUUUACCUGAAUAUAGAAUCCCUGAAGUUAGGAGGAUGCCAGUAGAUGAACUCUGCUUGCAGGUUAAGAUGCUGGAUCCGAGUUGCAAUGUAAAUGAUUUCCUCCAGAAAUUGAUGGACCCGCCUGUUGAUCGAAGCAUUGCAAAUGCCUUAACCACCCUUAAAGACAUUGGAGCAUUGACACCACAAGAAGAGCUGACAGAACUUGGACAGAAAUUUGGCCAGCUUCCAGUUCAUCCUCGGAUUUGCAAGAUGCUUUAUUUUGCCAUAUUAGUGAGUUGUCUGGACCCAGCACUUAUUCUGGCAUGUGCAGCCGACACCAAGGAUCCAUUUACCAUGCCCUUGGAGCCGGGAGAAAGAAGAAAAGCUGUUGCCGCAAAACGUGAACUUGCGUCGCUUUAUGGAGGCCACAGUGACCACCUUGCAAUUGUUGCGGCUUUUCAUUAUUGGAAAGAUGCAAAAAGAAAUGGUCAUUCUCAGGAGUUCUGUUCUCAGUACUUCGUCUCUCCAAAUGCCAUGAAGAUGCUGGAUAAUAUGCGUGACAAGCUUCAGGGGGAACUUGAAAGACAUGGGCUCAUUCCUAGAAAUGACUCGAACUGUAAUCUGAAUGCUCACGAUCCAGGCAUUCUCCGUGCUGUUGUAGCAGUGGGAUUGUACCCUAUGGUGGGAAAAAUGUGCCCACCUUCCAUGAAUAAUAAUAGAAGGUCACUAGUAGAGACCAUUACGGGAGCCAAAGUUCGUGUGCUAUCGCUUUCAAACAUGUCCUCUAGGGAGGAGGAUGAAGCUUUAAUUGUUUUUGAUGAGAUCACUCGAGGAGAUUGGGACGUGCACAUAAGAGAAAGCACUACUCUUCGCACUAUACCGUUGUUACUGUUUGCGGGAGAGAUAGCUGUGGCUCCUACAGAGAGCUGUGAUGCUGAUAAGAGUGAUGACGAGAAAGACAACGAAGAAGAAACUGUAGGAGAUGUGAUGGACAUAGACAAAGUAGGUGGUAGGCCUGGAGAUAAAAUAAUGCAUGCACCGGAAAAUUCAGUCAAGGUGGUAGUGGAUCGGUGGCUGCCUUUCGAGAUGACAGCUCUUGAAAUUGCUCAAAUUUACAUCUUGAGAGAGCGACUAGUGGCAUCCAUUUUGUUCAAGGUAAAACAUCCACAAGAAAAUUUGCCGCCUCAUCUCGGAGCUUCUAUGUACGCAAUAGCUUGUAUUCUCUCAUUUGAUGGCCUCUCAAAACCUUCAGUUCCAACUGUUGAUAUGGAGCCUGUUGCUUCAGCGGUAGAUGCAACAGGUCUCGGAGAUGACCCAAACACUGCAAUGGGAGAGAGCUUGUUUUCCAAUCUCGCUGAUGGGAAUGAGCUACUUGACCUAGUCACUGCUCCGACAGAAGCUGAUUCAGCAGUUAAAGAACCAGAGAAGAAGAGAUCAAGGUCCAAAAAGCACAAAUCAGCCAACAUGGAUUCGGUGAACAUGGGAGCUGAUUUAAGCACUGCUUCGGAUGAAGCUGCUUCAGCAGUUGAGGAACCAGUGAAGAAGCGACGGAGGUCCAAAAAGCGGAGAUCAGCCAAAAAUUUGGAUUUGGCUAGUGAGCAACCAGAGCUUAAGCUGGCCAAGGAAUCGGAUUUGGGUAACAUGGAAGAGAGCUUGCCUUCCAAUCCUGUUAAUGGAAAUGAGCUGCCUGACACAAACACUGUUCCGGCUGAAGAUGCUUCAGCAGGUGAAGAACCAGAGAAGAAGCGAUCAAGAAGUUCCAAAAAGCGAAAAUCAGCCAAGAACUUGGAUUUGGGGAACAUGGAAGUGAAAGAGACUUUUGAUCUAGCUAAUAAUGGGAAUGAUCAAACAGAACUUAAGCCAGCCAGCAAGGAGAAAGAGAUCAUCCCUGCGAAUCAUACCAAUGGGAAUGAGCAACCUGACCCUCAAAUGGAAUCUGCUUCAGCGGCUAGUGAACCGGAAAAGAAGCAAUCAAGAUCCAAAAGGCGCAAAUUAGCGAACAGCUCAAGUUCGGGUAAUAACACGGAAGAGAAUGUGCCUUCCACUAAUAAUGGGAAUGAACUUCUAAGCAGUGGUCUUACCGAAGCUGCAUGAAUGGGCAACCUGAUCCAAACUCUGAAGUUGCAUCAGUGUAGAACAACUAAAGGAAGCAAAGCCUAAAGUGUAAGCCAUGGAGUUGGUUUUGACUCGCAAGGACAAAAGGCAGAAGAGAAGUGAGAUGCCCAUUCCACUUUGGUGUUUGAAUGGCCCAUUAUUUAUCUAGAUUUUGAAAUCUCAAAAGGUUUUGUUGUUCACGGUUACUUGUUUGGUUAGAUGUGUUUGUAGGUUCUGCUUCUGAGCCAGUUAAGUACUUGCUACUCUUGUUGUUCAAACAGUUAUCCAAUAUACUUUUCACAUAAAAUUAAUGUUACAUCGUUGUCGAUUAAA
Brassica oleracea var. oleracea is the source of this 4543-nucleotide messenger RNA. RefSeq names its product ATP-dependent RNA helicase DHX36. NCBI's taxonomy places the organism in Eukaryota, Viridiplantae, Streptophyta, Magnoliopsida, Brassicales, Brassicaceae. The record is from RefSeq and is a predicted model, not a curated record. The transcript is spliced from 14 exons. Bases 104 to 4210 code for a protein of 1368 amino acids. Gene Ontology annotation, cellular component: intracellular anatomical structure. Gene Ontology annotation, molecular function: RNA binding; ATP binding.